Molecule: messenger RNA, 1912 nt
Organism: Nylanderia fulva
Lineage: Eukaryota; Metazoa; Arthropoda; Insecta; Hymenoptera; Formicidae
Source: RefSeq, a predicted model, not a curated record
AUUCGGAUUUCGCUCCGAAUAAUAUUUAGGAGCGAUUUGUAAUUUACAGAUAUUUUGUUAGACUUAUUUCUCAAGCACUAUCGAUGACCGAAAGAUGGCGACCCGGCACCGGAAUGUGGCGUCCUCAACGCACAGUCGGCGGAUAUAAAUCCUUGCAUUGCGGAUUUAGUCGACAUUUUGUCGGAAUAGAUCCGUCCUUCGCGGAUAAAAAUCGAUAAUCAUCGGUGGUACAUUCGAAACGAGCGUUGAAUUAAUAAUCACGAGUCGUCGGCAGAAGAAAUAUGCUGCUGUAAUAAGCAAACUAGAUUGCUGCUCAUGGACUGAGAUCGUGUACUCUACUAUGUAAACUGAGGGAAGAUGAUUCGAGAGAUCAUUUACAUAUGAGGUAUUCUCAUCGAUUGUCAGCCGUGUAAAAAACAGUUCGCGCUGCGGCUGACUUCACGCAGCAACCUGUCGCUACCUUCACAUCUUCGUUCCCACGUUCGCACGCAUCACGUCGUCUUCCCCGUUGUCGUCAAUUAUUUCGCGCAUUUCGUCAAGUUAAAAAGUGAAAGUAACACGCCGAAGGUGCGUGUGUCGCGCGCGACAAUUCGAGCAAAACGUUUCGUUGAUUUAACUAUAGAUUGCAUGGAAAAAUCAAUUCUGUUCUAACGCGCGCGACUUUACUCCGCGACUCGGAUCCAUCAUGGCGGAUGUGUUUUCGCGUUGCGAGUCGAGCGUUUGAAAAUACCGAGAGUCGGAACACGAUCAUCACGAGUGUGACAUGAGAUCGGCCUGAUAAUCGAAGUAUGCGGACAUCGAGGCUCGAGGAUUCCAGGAAGAAUGCUGCCGGAAGGUGCCGAGGAGCGCCGAUGGUAGCAUUGCGAUACACAGUGUGAUUCACGCGUCGUGUCGGGAGUGCCGUGUAAAGUUUCGCGUGUCGUGUAAAGUGUCGGGCGAUCGUAAUUAUUCGUGUUUUCGCGAGUGUCAUCAGUGCUAUAAAGGACCAAGAGAGGAGGAGGAGGCCUGGGGAGGCAUCUGGCGACAGCGGAGCAACUGUAAGAUCAAUUUGCUGUGUGCUACAACUCCCGUUUUGUACGUCUCGGGUCGUAUCAAGAAGAUUAUGCAGACGGACGAGGAAGUCGGGAAGGUCGCCCAGGCGGUGCCGAUCAUAAUCUCUAGAACCCUAGAACUAUUUGUACACUCGUUAUUAACGAAAACCAUGCAGAUUACGAGCGCCAAAAAUGCUAAGACCCUAAGUCCAUCUCACAUGAAACAGUGCAUCUUAUCAGAAAGCCGAUUCGACUUUCUGAAGGACUUAGUGAAGUCUCUCCCUGAUGUAUCAGGACCUGAUGAUGAGGUGCCUACAUCACCAGAAACACCAUUGCAAAUCAAUCUACCAAACACAGCCACUGUGUGUCCUACUAUAAUUCAGCAUCCUGAUCCAUUAGAAUAUCAAAAACAACUAGGAUUGCCAAUUAGCGUUGAGUCAAGUACGAAUCAUAAGAGUACAAGAGACAAUGGAUCGACUGCAGUCUCAAGUAAUUUAAAUCCCGCUAACCAAAGGGCAGUAGGAGCGCAUUCACAGGUUCCAGAAUUCCAAAUAUCUGUACCUGUGUCCUUUCAAAUUAGUCAACCAAAUUUUUAUACGGAGGUUAAUCCAAGCGCGAGUAAUCAGCCGACAUCGAAUUUUACUCACACUGCCAACAUCGACGAGGAUUAUGACACUUAAUAAUCUCUUCAUGAAAUUUAGGAAGUUAAAACUCUUGUUGGAUACGCACGAUUAACUGAAGACGGGAAAAAUGACGCGCCUGUGCAUAUAACAGAAAUAUUUUUCAUCUCAAUUGCUCAUUUGUUUAAUUAGCAUUGACUAAUCAUUUCAGAUUGAAGCAACUCGUUAUUUGCUCAUGUUUAUUUUUGUGCAAGGUUUUAA